Molecule: messenger RNA, 3464 nt
Organism: Drosophila serrata
Lineage: Eukaryota; Metazoa; Arthropoda; Insecta; Diptera; Drosophilidae
Gene: Asph
Product: Aspartyl beta-hydroxylase
Biological process (GO): peptidyl-aspartic acid hydroxylation
Cellular component (GO): endoplasmic reticulum
Molecular function (GO): protein binding; peptidyl-aspartic acid 3-dioxygenase activity
Source: RefSeq, a predicted model, not a curated record
UUUAUAAAUAAUUUUCCCACGAACUCGCACAUUUAGGAACGUGCCGUUUGCUGAUCAAGAUCACCAGUUUUUCCGGUGCGUUCGCGACGAAAAUAAGAUAAAAGAAACAAACACCACCUCCAACGAAUUGGCAUACAUUUAGUGCCAAGCAAAAUGUCGGGCGAUGUGCAGCCGCGAAAGCGAAAGGAUAAACGCAGAAAACGCGAUGAUCGGAAGUCCGAUGGCGAUGUGACUGUUCUGCGCCAGUCCAGCUUUCAAGAUGACGAUGAAUCGUCACACGGCGUUCACAUUACAAAGAUGGGAAACGAAGAUGUACACCUGCAUGUGCAGCACGACCACGGAACUGGCGGUCACUGGUGUGCCAAGAUCAUAUUCUUUUCCUUGAUGGCCGUGCUCCUGGGACUGGUGGGUCUGAUCAUCAUGGAGAACCGCGGCCUGGAGGAUCUGGACACACCUUUGUCCGAAUCACGUUUCUCAAACUAUUUUGAUGGCUGGGUGGAUGAACAUCGCGUGGAGCAUGACGGGCACGAUGUACAUGAACCUUCCGGAGAGGCACUGGAUGAUCAUGAUGAUCACGACGACCACGAUGAUCAUGAAGAGGAAGAAGAACCUCUUUCUGAAGAAUUAGAAGAGCAGGAGGAGGAGCACGCCGAGCACGAUGAUGAGGACGAGGAAGCCGACGAGCAUGAGCAGGAAGAAGAAGAAGAGGAAGAUGAAGAAGAGAACAAUGCUGGCGAAAAUAUAACUGCCGAGGAUGCCGAGGACGACGAAGAGGAGGAAGACAUCGAAGAACGCACUGUUGAGGCCACUGUCGAAGCCACCACGGAAGCCACUGCCGAAUAUGAAGCUGACGAGGAUGAGGAGGAAGAGGAGGAGGCCGACGACAAUGUUGUAGAGUCCACAGAAGCCCCUCAGUCAGCAGCAGAUGAGGAAGAGGAGGACCAGGAAGGACCUCCUUCAGUAGCUGAUGAAGAAGAAGAGGAUGAGGAAGAGCAGGAGGUGGAAGACUCCGUAGAACCGCCAAGAUCCCAAUCCCAGGCAACUCAGAGUGCACCCACAGAUGACAACGAUGAUGAUGAUGAGCAAGACAAUAAGGAUGAUGACGACGAUGAUGACUUUGAGUCUCUCGAUCAGCAAUUUGAGAACGAGGAUCACGAGGAGCCUGCAAAAAAGCUAGACAGCCAGGAGGAUCAGGAACAAGAUCAAGGCGAUGAAGAGGAGCCCAAAGAAGAGGGCUCCUCUUGGUUGGCAUCACUUGCCGUUAAAUUUGGCGUUGGCGUUGCACUUGCCUUAGUUUCACGCCUUGUAUUGAUACGGAAAAGUCCAAAUACAAUCAUCACAGCUUUGUUUAACUUAUUCCACCAAUAUGAUGAGCCCGCACCGGAAGCUGUGAUGCGACGGAGAUUGACCAUUGCCACGGCCGAGGAUCAGAUACCGGACGAUGUGGAGGAGCUGCCCCUGCUUGACGAUGAAUACUCCGAGGAGGAAAUCGAAAUCGAAGAGGAGAUCGAAGUGGAAAUCAGCGACAUCGAAGAGGAGGAGGAUGCCCUUCACGACAGCGACGAUAAUGUGGCAUCCAUGGCCAGUUAUGUUCCCGAAACGUUUGAGCAGCUGAGCGCCCUGUACAAGUACGCCCAGGAGCCAGCAAAGGAAACUAAAGUAGAGGCGAAGGAAAAGGAUAAAGAGAAAGAGAAGGAGAAGGAAAAGGAGCCGGAACCACAGGCCGGUCCCAGUGAUAUCUAUGUGGAAUACGAGGACGGAGCUUUCGACGAAUAUGACGACGAGGAAAUCACCGAUGAGGAGGACGAGAUCUCAGAUGUGGAUGACACCGAUCUGAUGAGCCGACUGGAGGCCAAGUACGGCCGACUGCCGUCCAAGGAGUACGAAAGUGAUCCCGACUCCGAUGACCCCAGCUGGACACAAAUCAAACCCAAAGAAACACCCACCGCUGCUCCGGCUGCAGAGAAAGAGGAUCCUUUCGAGCAGGAGCUGCGCAAAGCCAAUGAAGAGAUGAUCCGGGAGAACUAUGCCCAAGCCCUGCGUUCCUUUAACACGCUCACACAACACUAUGCCCACGAGCCUCUGGCCCAUCUGGGCAGAGCCCGAGUCCUGGAGAUAUUGGCCAAGGCGGAGCGGAGCAAUCAGCGCGUUUUGGAGGCCAUUGAAGCAUACAAGAGAUAUCUUGCCUUUGGUGAGCUAGUAAUCAGCGAUCAGGAGUUUAUAGCUGCCGGGAAUAAGUGCAUCGAGCAUUUGCGGUUUAUGGGUUACUUGCAGCAGGCAGUGAACAUUCACGAGCUACUCAUCGAACGCCUGCCCAGAGAUCCAAAGAUGCGCAAUCAACUCUCGUUCACCCAACUCAUGGCCAAUAACCUUCGGCAGGUGGAAAAGGUAGCAGCCGAAACUCUGCAGCUUUGGCCAGGUGAUGCCGUAGCUCAACUCCACUACGGACUGGCGCUAAUGAAUCUUCACAGCGACUAUGCCCGGGCCCAGCCUUAUCUCAAAUAUGCCGUGGAGUCCCAGACCGAGGGCACCCAGGAGGCAUACUUCUAUCUCUCGUUGGGUGAGAGCCUGCAGCGUCUGUCCCGGCAAUCGGAAGCUCUCGAAGUGUAUGGAAAGGGAGUGGCCAAGGGAUUCUUUGCCAGUCUUUAUCAAAGAUCGCUGUACAACGAGCCCAGGCUGAGGGCUCAACCCUUUUGGCAGCCACGGGAGACGGGCUACGAACAGCAGCUGGAGAGACUGCAGCUCAACUGGCGCUCCAUUCGGGAUGAGGCUCUGGCGCUGCUGGGCAGAAGUGGAAAUUACUUUGCCGAUGAAGCGGAGAGACUGCGCGACAAGGGCGUCUGGCAGCAGUACGAGUUGUACGCCCAGGGUCGUCAGGUGAAGGACAACUGCCUUAGAGCUCCAAUUACCUGCAACCUGGUGCAGAAGUUUCCUGCCUCUGCAGGCUGUCGACGGGGUCAGGUGAAGUUCAGUGUGAUGCAGGCCCAGACGCAUGUGUGGCCACAUUGCGGACCCACCAAUUGCCGCCUACGGGCACACCUCACGCUGGUGGCUCCCGAGCCGGAGAAAACCUCUUUGCGAGUGGCCGAGCAAGAAAGAACCUGGCGUGAGGGCGAGCUGUUCAUCUUUGACGAUAGCUUUGAGCAUGAGGUGUGGCACAAUGGAAGUCAGGCCCGUCUAGUACUUAUACUGGACAUGUGGCAUCCGGACUUGACUGCCGCCCAGCGUGGCAGCUUGUCACCCAUCUGAUGUCGCCAUUAGUUAGCUCUGUAAAACGGUUUCGGUUCCUAGGCCUGUAAUUUAAAUCAAUUUCCCCUCAUCGUAUCGUUCAUUGUUGGUCGAUUCUCGACAUGAAGUUAUAUUUAUAUAGAUGUUUAAAUAUGUAAUUGCACCUCUCUUAAUUGUUAAGUUCGGUUUGAAUGCGUGUUUAGGCUAAAUAGACGUCACCUCUCUCUCUUUGUGUA